Messenger RNA from Labrus mixtus (cuckoo wrasse), 7346 nucleotides. RefSeq names its product plexin-A1-like. The transcript has 33 exons. The record is from RefSeq and is a predicted model, not a curated record. Gene Ontology annotation, biological process: regulation of cell migration; regulation of cell shape; negative regulation of cell adhesion. The coding region runs from base 423 to 6113 and encodes 1896 amino acids. Gene Ontology annotation, cellular component: semaphorin receptor complex. NCBI's taxonomy places the organism in Eukaryota, Metazoa, Chordata, Actinopteri, Labriformes, Labridae. Gene Ontology annotation, molecular function: semaphorin receptor activity; protein binding.
UCCUCUCCCAUUCAUGCUGAGCGCUGCUCUCCUGUGCGCACGGAACUGCAGAGCUGAGCUUUUGGAACCAGUGCUGCUGCUGCUGCUGUCUGACGAACCCGUCGGGAAUGGAAAUGUCUUCUGCUGCAACUCUGAUAUCCUAAAAAAAACAAACAUGCAGAGCAGGACGGAGGCGAUGGGCUGUUUGAUAAGGCUGGCGGUGGACGAGGCUGAGGGUCAGGGGACGAGGUUAUAAAAAAACAACAGCGGAGAAAGGAGGAGGAAAAGACAAAAAAAGGGAAGUUGAUUGUUUGGAAACUCUUCUUUUGUAUCAUCGUACCCUGCAGUCCUGUAAGGCGCCGACUGACCCUGAAGAGGAUUACACACUGAAAAAUACACUCCCAACACCUACCCGCUCACACCUCCCCUUUCCCCUCACCAUCAUGUCCUCCCACCUCCCACCUUUUCUCAUCCUCCCCGUCCUCUUGCUUCUCCUCUCCCCUUCCAUGCCCUCAAAAACCGUCCCUUCCUUCUCCUCCCUCCUCUCGUUCUCCCCGCCAGAAGGUGGUCUCACGCAUUUAGUCGUCAAUAACAAAACGGGCGAGGUCUACCUGGGCGCCGUCAACUGGAUCUACAAGCUGUCCAGCAACCUGACCAAGCUCAGAAGCCAUGUCACCGGCCCAGUCACGGACAACCCUCGCUGCUACCCUCCCCCUGGUGUCCAGUCCUGCCCCCAUGAGCUGGUGCUGACCUCUAAUGUUAAUAAACUCCUGCUACUUGACGCUGCCCACAACCGCUUAAUCGCCUGUGGGAGCACUUCCCAGGGAAUAUGCCAGUUCCUGCGUCUGGAUGAUUUGUUCAAGCUUGGCGAGCCCCACCACCGCAAAGAGCACUAUCUAUCCAGUGUUGCUGAGGCAGGCACCAUGUCUGGAGUGGUCAUCUCCCCGGAUCUCUUCGGGGGAGGUGGCAAACUUUUUGUCGGCACUCCCAUCGACGGGAAAUCCGAGUACUUCCCAACGCUGUCGAGCCGGAAGUUAAUGUCCAACGAGGAGAACGCUGACAUGUUCAGCUUCGUCUAUCAGGAUGAGUUUGUGUCCUCGCAGCUGAAGAUUCCCUCGGACACACUCUCCAAGUUCCCCGCCUUCGACAUCUUCUACAUUUAUGGCUUCAACAGCGAGCAGUUUGUGUAUUAUCUCACCUUACAGCUGGAUACUCAGCUGACCUCACCAGAUGCGAGCAGCGAGCAAUUCUUCACCUCCAAAAUUGUCCGCCUGUGUGUGGACGAUCCCAAGUUCUAUUCCUAUGUCGAGUUCCCCAUCGGCUGCACCAAGGAUGGAGUGGAGUACCGCUUGGUUCAGGAUGCUUAUUUGGCCAAGCCCGGGAUUCGGCUGGCUCGUUCGCUCGGUAUUCAGGAGCACGAGGAGGUUCUCUUUACUGUAUUCGCUCAGGGUCAGAAGAACAGAGCUAAGCCGCCCAAGGAGUCGGCUUUGUGUCUGUUCACAAUGAGGAGGAUAAAAGAGAAGAUUAAAGAGAGGAUUCAGUCGUGCUACAGAGGAGAGGGGAAACUCUCCCUGCCCUGGCUGCUCAACAAGGAGCUGGCCUGCAUCAACUCGCCUCUGCAGAUAGACGAUAACUUCUGCGGCCAGGACUUCAACCAGCCUCUAGGGGGCACCACGGCCAUCGAGGGAAUCCCGCUUUACGUCGACAAGGAUGACGGCAUGACCUCCGUGGCAGCCUACGACUACAGGGGACACACUGUGGCGUUCACUGGCACCCGUGAUGGUCGCAUGAAGAAGAUCCUGGUGAACUCUGUCAUCCAGCCCGCCCUGCUGUACGAGAACGUGGUGGUGAGCGACGGGAGUCCCAUCCUCAGAGAUAUGCUCUUCAGCCCCGACCAUCAGUACCUCUACGCUCUCACAGAUAAACAGGUGACCCGUGUACCAGUGGAGAGCUGUGAGCAGUACAUGUCCUGUGGAGCCUGCCUGGGCGCCAGUGACCCUCACUGUGGCUGGUGUGUGCUGCAUAAUGUAUGUUCGAGGAAAGACCACUGUGAGCGAGCAGAGGAGCCUCAGAGAUUCACCACCCGAGUGGAGCAGUGCGUCCGGCUGUCCGUCCAACCCACCACCGUCUCUGUCACCAUGUCAGAAGUGCAGUUGGUGCUUCAGACGCAGAAUGUGCCCAGCCUGUCUGCGGGGGUGAACUGCUCCUUUGAGGACUACGUGGAGACGGAGGGACGGAUCUACGGUGGGCGGAUCUUCUGCCUGUCUCCAUCUACAAAGGAUGUCGCUCCAAUAACAAAGGACCAGGGGGACCAGCGUGUGAUAAAGUUGUAUCUGAAGUCAAAGGAGACGGGCAAGAAGUUUGCCAGCGUGGACUUGGUCUUCUACAACUGCAGCGUCCACCAAUCGUGCCUUUCCUGUGUAAAUGGAAACUUCCCCUGUCACUGGUGCAAAUAUCGCCACAUGUGCACCCAGGAUGCCAGCGACUGCUCCUUCCAGGAGGGACGAGUCAACACGUCAGAGGAGUGUCCUCAGAUCCUGCCCUCCACCCAGAUCUACAUCCCCGCUGGCGUCAUGAGACCGAUCACCCUGCUGGCCCAGAAUCUGCCGCAGCCUCAGUCCGGCCAGAGGAACUACGAGUGCAUCUUCCACAUCCAGGGCAACACGCACAGCGUCCCGGCUCUGAGGUUCAACAGCACCAGCAUACAGUGUCAGAAGACCACGUACGACUACGAGGGCGGUGACAUCAGCGACCUGCCAGUCGACCUCUCCGUGGUGUGGAAUGGAAACUUCGUCAUAGACAACCCGUUUGACAUUCAAGCCCACCUGUACAAGUGCAGAGCGCUGCGGGACAGCUGCGGUAUGUGCCUGAAGGCGGACCCCAGGUUCGAAUGUGGUUGGUGUGUCCAGGACAGGAAGUGCUCCCUCAGGCAGGAGUGUACAGGCGGAGGAAACUCCCACCUCCCUCUGCAGCUGGCUGAAGGUGGAGGGUGGAUGCACGCCACCUCUGGAAACAGCCGCUGCACCCACCCAAAGAUCACCAAGUUGUUCCCUGAGACGGGACCCCGCCAAGGUGGAACCAGGGUGACCAUCCUGGGGGAAAACCUCGGGCUGCAGUUCAGAGACAUCCAGAUGGGUGUCAGGCUGGGCAAGGUGCCCUGUGUGCCCAUCGAGGAGGAGUAUGUGAGCGCAGAGAGAAUAGUGUGCCUGCUGAACGACGCCACCAGCUACCGUGUCCAAGAAGCUCAGGUGGAGGUGUGUGUGAGGGACUGCGUCAACGACUACCGAGCCCUGUCGCCAAGGCCGUUCACCUUUGUGACUCCAUUCUUUACCCGUAUCGUGCCAUCUCAGGGCCCAAUUUCUGGCGGCACGAGAGUCACCAUAGAGGGAAGCUACCUCAACGCAGGCAGCUACGUGUCUGUCAGCAUAGGGCCGCAGCCGUGCUACUUUAAAAAGAGAAAUGCCGGUGAGAUAGUGUGCGUUACACCAGCUGGACUCGCUCCGGGAAGUUCAUCGGUGUUGGUGGACAUCGAUGAUGCUGAGCUCAGAAACCCAGAAGUGAAGUUUAACUACACCGAGGACCCCACUGUCCUGAGGAUUGAGCCUGACUGGAGCAUUGCAAGCGGUGGAACUCUGCUGACAGUGAGCGGGACCAACCUUGCGACCAUCCGAGAGCCAAAGAUCAGGGCCAAGUACGGACAGGCUGAAUCCUUUCAUAACUGUACAGUCUAUAACAACUCCGUCAUGGUGUGCCUGGCUCCAUCGGUGGCAGAUUCGGAGCUCGGUUUCGCCGAGACCGGCACGGGCCCGGAUGAGAUCGGCUUCUACAUGGACAACGUGAACGCUCUGGUGGUGGUCAACGAGACCUUCAGCUACUACCCCGACCCUGUGUUUGAGCCGCUGAGUCCAUCAGGGAUACUGGAGCUCAAACCAACAUCGCCGCUCAUUCUCAAGGGUCGUAACCUGAUCCCAGCGGCUCCAGGUAACAGUCGCCUCAACUACACGGUGCUGAUUGGAGAGACUCCCUGCGUCCUCACCCUGUCGGAGAGCCAGCUGCUGUGUGAAUGGCCCAACCUCACCGGACAGCACAAAGUCACGAUCCGAGCUGGUGGGUUCGAGUACUCCCCCGGCACUCUUCACAUCUACUCAGACAGCCUGCUGACGCUUCCCGCCAUUAUUGGCAUUGGAGGGGGUGGAGGCCUGCUUCUGUUGGUCAUCAUCGCUGUGCUGAUUGCCUAUAAGAGGAAGUCCAGGGACGCCGAUCGUACCUUAAAACGUCUGCAGCUCCAGAUGGACAACCUGGAGUCCAGAGUGGCUCUUGAAUGUAAAGAAGCUUUUGCCGAGCUUCAGACGGACAUCCAUGAGCUGACUCAGGAGCUGGAUGGGGCUGGGAUUCCCUUCCUGGACUACCGGACGUACGCGAUGAGGGUCCUGUUCCCGGGCAUCGAGGACCACCCUGUGCUCAAGGAGAUGGAGGUACGGGUCCAGGCAAACGUCGAGAAAGCGCUGACGCUGUUCGGCCAGCUUCUGACAAAGAAACACUUCCUGCUGACGUUCAUACGAACCCUGGAGGCUCAAAGGUCGUUCUCCAUGCGGGACCGAGGCAAUGUGGCCUCUCUGAUCAUGACAGCGCUGCAGGGGGAGAUGGAGUACGCCACCGGAGUCCUGAAGCAGCUGCUGUCCGACCUGAUCGACAGAAACCUGGAGAGCAAAAACCAUCCCAAGCUGCUGCUCAGGAGGACGGAGUCUGUCGCCGAGAAGAUGCUGACGAACUGGUUUACAUUCCUCUUGUACAAGUUCCUCAAGGAGUGUGCCGGCGAGCCUCUGUUCAUGCUUUACUGUGCCAUGAAGCAGCAGAUGGAGAAGGGACCCAUAGACGCCAUCACAGGAGAAGCCCGCUACUCCCUCAGCGAGGACAAGCUCAUCAGGCAGCAGAUUGACUACAAAACCCUGACGCUGCACUGUGUAAACCCUGAGAAUGAGAGCGCCCCGGAGGUGACGGUCAAGUGUCUGAACUGUGACACCAUCACUCAGGUCAAAGAGAAGCUGCUGGACGCCGUGUACAAGGGCAGCCCGUACUCCCAGAGGCCCAAAGCUUCAGAUAUGGACCUGGAAUGGCGACAAGGCCGGAUGGCGAGAAUCAUCCUGCAAGAUGAAGACGUCACGACCAAGAUCGACAAUGACUGGAAGAGACUCAACACCCUGGCUCACUAUCAGGUAACAGAUGGCUCGGUGAUCGCCCUGGUGCCAAAGCAGAACUCUGCCUAUAACAUCUCCAACUCCUCCACCUUCACCAAGAGCCUCAGCAGAUACGAGAGUAUGCUGAGGACAGCCAGCAGUCCAGACAGCCUACGAUCCCGGACACCAAUGAUCACGCCCGACCUGGAGAGUGGAACCAAACUGUGGCAUCUGGUGAAGAACCACGACCACUCGGACGUGAGGGAGGGCGACCGAGGCAGCAAGAUGGUCUCAGAGAUCUACCUGACCAGGCUGCUGGCUACAAAAGGUACGUUACAGAAGUUUGUGGACGACCUGUUCGAGACCAUCUUCAGCACCGCUCACAGAGGCAGCGCUCUGCCGCUGGCCAUCAAGUACAUGUUCGACUUCCUGGACGAGCAGGCCGACAAACACUCCAUCAAUGACUACGACGUACGACACACCUGGAAGAGCAACUGUCUUCCUCUGCGGUUCUGGGUGAACGUCAUCAAGAACCCUCAGUUUGUGUUUGACAUCCACAAGAACAGCAUCACAGAUGCCUGCCUGUCGGUGGUGGCUCAGACCUUCAUGGACUCCUGUUCAACGUCAGAACACAAACUGGGGAAAGACUCGCCUUCAAAUAAGCUCCUCUACGCGAAAGACAUCCCCAACUACAAGAACUGGGUAGAGAGGUAUUACUCGGAUAUCUCCCGCAUGCCCGCCAUCAGCGAUCAGGACAUGAGUGCCUACCUAGCGGAGCAGUCCCGCCUGCACCUCAGCCAGUUCAACAGCAUGUCUGCACUGCACGAGAUCUACUCCUACAUCACCAAAUACAAAGACGAGAUCCUCUCGGCGUUACAAAAGGACGAGCAGUCGCGCAGACAGCGGCUACGCGGCAAGCUGGAGCAGGUCAUCGACACCAUGGCGCUGGCUAGCUGAGGACCGGCCCCCUUAAUCGUCAGCCCUCGGCUAGGGGGAGAACUGGCCCGAACCGACACGCCUUUUUUUCCUGACAACCUUUGACUUUUUUGACGUUUGAAGUCUGUCGUCAACCUCGGAAAAACGACAGCAAACAGCAGUGGGAAAAAGAGACUGCGAGGACACAAGCAGCCUGCGGCGGCGGCGGUGGCAGCACACUGAGAGAGACAGAGACGGCAGAGUUUGGCCUCACAGGCAGGGUUGGCUUUUUUUUCUUCUUCUUCUUCUUCUACUUCUUCUUCUUCUCUCUGAGCCUCCAGCCCAGGGCCGAACAACCAAAUCAAGACGAUAUGGUCCUCAGCUCAGGGGAGCGUUUAUUUUCAUCAAGGCCCUUCAUCACAUCCGGAGUCCUAGGGGAGCAGCAGUUUAGUAUUUUGGCCACAAUCAGGACCUGUACGUGCUCAGCGGUGACCUAAAACUCCUCUAGCUCGGAUACAGAGCUGAAAUGCUACAGGACGGGAACAAGCGAGUACCUUUCCACAGCCAAGGCUAUGGAUCAAACUGUGAGCCAAUUAAAACCCAGGAUACAAUAUUGUGCUAUCUGUAGGGACAGCUACAGCCAUGGAUCCGUGGUGUUUCUCUCAGACUCUUCAGCGGGCUCGGGCGCUGCCACAGCAGGGCAACCAGGAGGACAAAAAAACACUCUGCAGGGAACCUCUUCCUCUUGAACAGAUCCUCUAUUACAAAGAAAUCCACUACAGUCUAACAAAGGACACUUUCAGUUUCACAGCGCUACAUUUGAUUUGUAAUCACAUUAUACUCCGUUUCCUUCCCCCUUUCUCAGACUGCCUCCUCUCCCCGGUGCUGUGCCACUCGUGUUACUGCUGAAUUUGCACAACAAAAGCUAAAUCAAAAGAGAGAAGAGGAUAUAUGAGUAUAUAUAUAUAUAUAUAUAGAUAUAUAAAUACAGACUUUUGUUUAAGAACAAAUGAAAACAAAUGUUUGUUUCUUUUCCAGUUUAAUGUACAAAGAUAAGAUUUGAAGAAGAGGAUUUGAUAUUUCUGAGAUGAAAAAUUAUGAAAACCCCGAGGAAAAAGUCGUCCUGUGCCAUGUUUUACUUUGAAUGUUGUUUUAGUGCAAAGAGACUUCUUUUUCGUUACAUGAAAAUGUGCUAUGAUGAAAAUGUUGUCAUGCUUAGUGACUGAAAGUGAGAGUUUAAAAAAAAAAAAAAAAAAAAAAUUGUUAAAAUAUAAA